Lathyrus sativus (Indian pea) is the source of this 1713-nucleotide messenger RNA. Lineage: Eukaryota; Viridiplantae; Streptophyta; Magnoliopsida; Fabales; Fabaceae. The record is from the annotation of a GenBank genome assembly.
AUGUCACAAUUGUCACAAUCCAAACGCGUGUUCUUGAACACCUCGUUUCUCUUGUUGUUUUCUGUUUUUCUUCUUGUUCACUUCCAAUCCUCUGACCAUGUUUUUCUCAAAAGCAAAACCAACAACCUCAAUAAAAACAAAAACUUUGUCUCUGGGACCAACGCUGAUCAGAAUUGUGAGAGUUUCCAUAGCUUAUCUGAUUAUAAAGCUAAAUGCUUUUACCUUAAAUCAAACGACCCAUGUGUCUCUCAAGGCUAUAUCGAUUAUCUUUACCUUUUCUAUUGCGAAUUCGGUGGAUUCCCUUUACUGGGUCACACUCUUUUGUUCCUUUGGUUAUUGGUCAUGUUCUACCUUCUAGCGAACACAGCUUCUGAAUACUUUUGUCCUUCUCUUGAAAGCCUCUCCAAGCUUUUGAGGCUGUCACCAACUAUUGCUGGUGUGACUCUUCUCUCUUUUGGUAGUGGUGCUAAUGAUGUUUUUUCCACACUUGUGUCUUUCAAGAGUAAUGGAACACAGGAUAUUGGAUUCAACGCUGUUCUUGGCGGUGCUUCGUUUAUUUCAUGUGUUGUGGUCGGAGUUGUGAGCAUUUCUGUUAGACAUAAACAGAUUCAUGUUCAGAAAUCUGCUUUGAUAAGAGAUAUUUGUUUUCUUCUGUUUGUUAUUGUUUGCUUGCUCACUAUCUUCAUCAUUGGUGAAAUUAACCUUGUUGUGGGAAUUGGGUUUUGUUUCAUGUAUGUUGUGUAUGUGGUUAUUGUUUAUGUCACAAGUAAAGGAAAAGAUGUUUGUGAAGAAGAAGAUGGUGAACAUGAAAGUGAUUCCAGACAUGGCAAAGGUAAUGAUUUAGGUCUUCCUCUACUUGGUUUUAUGGAGAAGGGAAUGAUUAGUGAAGAGUUUAAAAUUGAGAAGAAUUGUUGCUAUGAAAAAUCUUCAAUCUUUAGGAUUUUACUUUAUGUUUUGGAUAUGCCUCUUUACUUGCCAAGGAGAUUAACAAUUCCGGUUGUUUGUGAAGAGAAAUGGUCUAAACUAUAUGCAGUUUCUACAACUAUAUUAGCACCACUUUUAUUAUCUUUCCUUUGGAAAAACAAUUUCUCAAGCUCAUCAAGCCUAAUGGUGUACGGAAUCGGAUUAUCGGUCGGAGUCACAUUAGGACUGACCGCGAUUUUCACGACAGAGUCGUCGAAUCCGCCGAAAAAGUACUUGUUACCAUGGCUAGCUGCAGGGUUUGUGAUGAGCGUGACAUGGAGUUACAUUUCAGCUCAAGAGUUGGUCGGAUUGUUAGUCUCAAUUGGUUACAUAUGCGGAGUUAGUCCUUCAAUACUUGGAUUAACAGUACUUGCUUGGGGGAAUUCAGUUGGUGAUUUAGUAACAAAUUUAACAAUGGCUUUAAAUGGUGGAUCAGAUGGAACACAGACAGCAAUUUCAGGUUGUUAUGCUGGUCCUAUAUUUAACACAGUUGUUGGAUUGGGAUUGUCUCUUGUGUCAUCAACAUGGCGUGAGUAUCCUUCAUCUGUUGUGAUUCCUAGAGAUCCUUACUUGUGGGAAACAUUGGGAUUUUUGGUGGUUGGAUUGAUUUGGGCACUUGUUGUUUUGGUUAGAAAAGAUAUGAAGCUUAAUGCAAUGUUGGGUGGAGGGCUUUUGGCUAUUUACUUUAGUUCUGUUAUUCUUAGGCUUAUACAAACACUUGGGCCUCUUCAAUUUAAGGAUAUGUUAUAG